GGCUGACACUAUGCGUGCAGAACGUCUAGCAUUUCUGGCUCUCGGCCUAAGGCGUUGUCUUGCACAAACAUGGACCUAUCAAGGCUGUUAUCUUGAUGACCCUGCGAAGCGCACUUUGAAAUUCUUCACCAAUACCGACAACAAUGACCAGACUAUCGAAUCCUGCACAGGAACAUGUGCUUCCCUGGGCUAUGGAUGGGCUGGAGUAGAAUAUGGGCACGAAUGCUUUUGCGAUAAGCAACUCAACAGCGCAACGCAAGCGCCUGAGUCUGACUGCUCGAUGCGUUGCGUUGGCAAUUCGUCUCAGACAUGCGGCAAUGGCAACCGACUGAGUGUCUAUACCACCGGAAGCACCUAUACUGCUCCCACUACAAACCCCGGCCCCGCUGGGUGGUCCUCGCUCGGAUGCUACACCGACUCUGUGGGUUCAAGGUCACUCGGGAGUCAGCAAUUUAUCGAUGCCGGCGCAAACGCCAUGACCGUUGCCGCAUGCACACAGGCAUGUAAAAGUGCAGGAUAUCCAGUAGCGGGCUUAGAAUAUGCCAAUCAAUGCUUCUGCGACACAAAACUUCAGAACGGGGCGACGCAAGCCGACGAUGGAUGCGAUAUGGCCUGUGCCGGCAACUCGACCGAACUCUGUGGAGGGUCAAAUCGCUUGAAUGUAUACGAAGUCACCGGCGGCCCGACAACAGAGCCAUCUCCGCCUGCAAUUCCCUCUGGCUGGACAUCCCUUGGCUGCUACACCGACAGCGCGGGCGCUCGCUCAUUACCGGUUGGUAUGGGAGUACCAGGAGACUACAAUAACAUGACGAUCGAAGGAUGUCUCACCGCCUGUGGUAAUGAGGGCUUCUCCUAUGCUGGAAUUGAAUACUCUCGAGAAUGUUACUGUGCGAACAGCGUGCACAAUGGCGGCAGUUGCGCAUCUGAUCAGUCAACAUGCAACAUGAAGUGUACCGGCAACAGAGGGCAAACUUGUGGUGGCCCCGAUCGAUUGAACGUCUACUACGCAGGAUCCGACAGCAGCGUACGUGCUUGCUCUGCUGGAGGUGGCACAUCGAGUAGCACUACUAGCAGUGCGACUUCAAGGUCUACUUCGACAUCCGUUCUGGCGUCUUCUGCGACAUCUGUCUCUACGUCUAGCUCAUCGGCUUCCUCUUCUGGCGUCUCAAGCGCUACAACUACGACACGAUCAACGACUGUUCCAUCAUCUAGCUCGACUACUACCUCUUUCGCCCUUGCCACAACCAGCUCGACUGUCACAACCACGACACGAACAACCACUACAUCUUCCUCGACUUCUACCACGACUACACCUGCCUCAACAGUCUGCCCUGAAUUCUGGAAAGCUGUGGUCUCGGACUUGGCUUCAGGCAUGCGCGAUGCUGGACUUUGCAACAACAUUUCACGAGCGGCGAUCCGAUACGCUUUCCACGACUCAGCUACAUUCUCUAACAAACUGCCCUUUUAUCCUCCUGCGGCAGGAGGUGCCGACGGCUCAUUGCUGCUCUCCACUGCGGAGAUAAAUCGCAUCGAUUCAGAAGGCCUUCACGACUAUCACAAUUUCAUCACAGCCAAGUUUAGUACAUACAAAGCUGCAGGCUAUCAAAUCAGCGCAGCAGAUCUCAUCCAAGUUGCCGGAUCCGUAGGUGUUCUAGCUUGUCCCGGUGGGCGUGUAGGACGUAUGUUAGUCGGACGUACAGAUACAACCACAGCCGCUCCUGAUGGACUUCUUCCACAAGCUUUCGGCCCCGGCUCUGAUCAUGAUACUCUCUUCCAGCUCUUCGUCGACAAGGGAUUCACUGCACGAGACCUGGCUGCUCUUCUCGGUGCCCAUAGCACUUCGAUCGCCAAUUUCCAGCAACGAUUCGGUAUGCCGGCCAAUACUGCACAAGACACGACCCCUGGAGAGUGGGAUGUACUCUACUACAACCAGACAUAUUUUCCAGUCUCGGGUAUGGGACGCUUCGAUAGCGACAUCAACCUUGCGAGGAACGAGAACCGGACAGCUGUGGGGUUCCAGUUUCGAAGUUUUGUUGGGAGACCUGCGCAGUGGGGGGCUUCAUUUGCUAGUGCAUGGCAGGCUCUGACUUUGUUGGGGGUGCCUCAGAGCGUGAGGAAUAAUAUGCAGGACUGCACGGUCGUUGUAUCUGGAGCGUUUUCUUGAUUAGAUUCUGUUAGCACGUGGCUGUGUUUGGCCAAAAGGGAG
Molecule: messenger RNA, 2206 nt
Organism: Cercospora beticola
Lineage: Eukaryota; Fungi; Ascomycota; Dothideomycetes; Mycosphaerellales; Mycosphaerellaceae
Biological process (GO): response to oxidative stress
Cellular component (GO): plasma membrane
Molecular function (GO): peroxidase activity; heme binding
Source: RefSeq, a predicted model, not a curated record